AGAACAUCGAGAAGGAUGACAAGGGCGAAGACAACGACAGAGACGAGAACGGAGGCAAGAAGGGAGACGUGGACAAAGACAAGAACUUGAAGGGAGACGAGAAGGGAGACAAGAAGGGAGGCAAGAAGGGAAACGUGGACAAAGAUAAGAAGGGAGACGCGAACAAAGACAAGAACGGAGACGAGAAUGUUGAGAAGGAUGACAAGGGCGAAGACAACGACAUGGACGAGAACGGAGGCAAGAAGGGAGACAAGAAGGGAGACAAGAAAGGGGACGUGGACAAAGGCAAGAAGGGAGUCUCAGACGAGAACGUCGAGAAGGAUGACAAGGGCGAAGACAACGACAGAGACGAGAAGGGAGACGAGAAGGGAAACAUGGACAAAGACAAGAAGGGAGACAAGAAGGGAGCCACGUACAAAGACACGAAGGGAGACGAGAAGGAAUACAAGACGGAAGACGAGAAGGGAGACAAGAAGGGGCACAAGAAGGAAGAUGAGAAGGAACACAAGAAGGAAGACAAGAAGGGAGACAAGAAGGAAGACAGGGAGGAGGACCAGAAGAAAGACGACAAGGGAAACAAGAAAGACAAGAACGAGAAGCAUGGAGAGGACAAGGAGGAAGAUAAGGGCAAAACAGAUACGCAGGAACACAAGAAGGAUGACAAAGAGAAAGAUAGCAAUGGAGAUGACAAAACGAAAGAGACCAAGCCUCACCAAGGGAGCUAAAAAGGGAUAAUAUGAGAAGGAAGGCAAGGCAGACAAUCACAAGCACGAAGACAGCAAAAAGGAAGACGACAAGGAGAAUAGGAAGGGAAAUGACACGAAGGAUUCUAAAGAGGCGAAGUACGUUGACGAGGAGAUUAGUUAUGAGGAGUGCAAAGGCGGUCAGACUCUAUGGAAGGAGAAGAAAGUUAUGAGGACUGCGAAAGCAGUCUCUGCAAGGAGAAGAACAUUUACCACAAGCACACAUCCAUGAUGUACUACAACAACAUGGCCUUCAACCAUGUGCACAAUUAUGAUAAAGGUGUUGAAGGUAAGAAACUUGAAUCUGGUGGUACUAACAGGAUACAAGGGUAACUCACUCCAACACAAUAGACAAGGCUGACUAUGACUACGGCAACAAGGGCGGGAGCAGCGAGGAGUCGAGGACUGCAAUUUCCGGACAGAAAUGUUCUGCAAGCUCGGAUGUUCUUUAUACUGCUCAACUGCCCCCAAGUCCUUCACAGAGAAUGUCAAAAGUUGAUCAUUCCCAAGUUUUUGGAUGCCCUGUUGCAACUUGCAAGUCAACAAAAAAGGGAAAGCAUUUAAGACCGCAGCAUUGCCAGAGGAGGGAGGCACUGGUUCUACAAUUGCAUCAGCCUUAUUCAACAAUCGAUGACCGACACACAGUAACUUCCAACUUGAACAAGGUUUCAGCAUGUCUCAGAUGGCCUGAUCACAUACCAUAUCCAAUGGAAAGCACCACUUCAUGGGGUCUAACCCCUCCGGAAGGUGAAGAAGAAAAGGGUCAAAUGAAGUCAUAAGAGAAGUGAAGGCAACGGUUGGUGGGUCAUUCCAUAUAGCAGUACAUCAUAUCCUUCACUGAUUACCCAAUCCAUGGAGGUUCGGGUCGGAAAUGAUCCGGAUGUAUAGAUUGACACGGUGAUACAGUGGUUACAUGGUGUGAAUCGGAGCUGUUUACACCAAAAGAGGUUUUCCACUGUUGAUGUCUUCUCUCAUCCCGUCCUUCCACCUCUCCCACCCCUCUUCUUUUUUUUUUUAAUCAAAACGGGCCCAGUGCCCAAGGCUGAUAUUACCAAUAAGAAGAUAGAGGCCGGGGUCCUCACAGUCUACCCGGAGUGACCGAACAGAACAUGCUGAGAACCGGGCUCAGCUUCCCUCAUAUGAUGAUGAUGAUAAUGAUGAUGAUGAGACCUCUUCCGGAGAAAAACGCAAGGAGAGCCACUCGCUCACAAGUGGCUCAGCACAUUUUCCUAGCUAUGCAAAAAUGUAUGUUUAUCAUCAAGUUUUUUGAGACCAUCCCUCGGCAAACUUCAACUUCAUCAGCGGUCCAUCCCCCAUUACUCUCUCCCUCUUCCCAGUUUGCACUUGCGAAUUGGGCAAACCACCACCACCAGUACUUGGCCCAGCUAUCCGCCGCAGAAAAACAAUAGAGUAAAAAAUAGAGUAGAAACGUUUCUAGUCGGAUGAAUUUGGGCGCUCCUGUAGUGGCCAGUAUGUUUCAUAAAUCCUGGCUUGUAUACGGGCACGACUUUAGGAAGUACUGGUGGUUUAAUGUUUUCUAUUUGUUUUCUGUUCGACAUGUCUCGGCUGAGAACUUGACCACAAGAUCCAUGGGACAGUUCACUCUAAGUCCAUUCUUUGAUUGAGUGCUGCUCAGAAGCUGCUAAGUAAAACUCGCCAUGUCUA
Molecule: messenger RNA, 2408 nt
Organism: Chara braunii
Lineage: Eukaryota; Viridiplantae; Streptophyta; Charophyceae; Charales; Characeae
Source: the annotation of a GenBank genome assembly